GGGAGCGGAAGUGCGCCGCGCUCACGCGCAGGGCCGUUGGCGCCGAGUGGGAGACGGCGGCUGAGCAGCGGGAGCGGAGCUGAACGGAACGGAGCGGCGGACGGCAUGCCGCGGGAGAUCAUCACCUUGCAGCUGGGCCAGUGCGGCAACCAGAUUGGGUUCGAGUUCUGGAAGCAGCUCUGCGCCGAGCACGGCAUCAGCCCCGAGGGCAUCGUGGAAGAGUUCGCCACUGAGGGUACCGACCGCAAGGACGUCUUCUUCUACCAGGCAGAUGAUGAGCACUACAUCCCACGAGCUGUGUUGCUGGACCUGGAGCCCCGAGUCAUUCACUCCAUCCUGAACUCCCCUUAUGCUAACCUCUACAAUCCAGAAAACAUCUAUCUGUCUGAGCAUGGAGGUGGAGCCGGGAACAACUGGGCCAGUGGCUUCUCACAGGGAGAAAAAAUCCAUGAAGAUAUAUUUGACAUAAUAGACAGAGAAGCUGACGGGAGUGACAGUUUGGAAGGAUUCGUGCUUUGCCACUCUAUUGCUGGUGGAACAGGCUCUGGGCUGGGCUCUUACCUCCUCGAGAGACUGAAUGACAGGUAUCCCAAGAAGCUGGUGGAGACCUACUCGGUUUUCCCAAACCAGGAUGAGAUGAGUGACGUUGUGGUCCAGCCAUACAACUCUCUACUGACACUGAAGAGGCUGACUCAGAAUGCUGACUGUGUGGUGGUUCUAGAUAACACAGCCUUGAAUCGUAUCGCAACAGAUCGGCUGCACAUCCAAAACCCAUCAUUCUCUCAGAUCAACCAGCUGGUCUCCACCAUCAUGUCUGCCAGCACCACCACACUCAGGUAUCCCGGGUACAUGAACAAUGACCUCAUUGGUCUGAUCGCCUCACUGAUUCCCACCCCAAGACUGCACUUCCUCAUGACGGGGUACACACCACUCACCACAGACCAGUCGGAUGUUACUCAGAGAAGCAAAUCUGAAAAACUGCUGGCUCUGAAAAGGGUGGCCAGUGUGAGGAAAACCACAGUCCUGGAUGUGAUGAGAAGAUUGCUGCAGCCUAAAAACGUGAUGGUGUCCACAGGUCGAGACAGGCAGACCAACCAUUGCUACAUCGCCAUCCUGAACAUCAUCCAGGGGGAGGUAGAUCCCACACAGGUUCACAAGAGUCUGCAGCGAAUCCGGGAGAGGAAGCUGGCUAACUUCAUUCCUUGGGGUCCUGCCAGCAUCCAGGUGGCUUUGUCGCGGAAGUCCCCCUAUCUGCCAUCAGCACACCGUGUCAGCGGCCUCAUGAUGGCAAACCACACCAACAUCUCCUCGCUGUUUGAGCGGACGUGCCGGCAGUACGACAAGCUGCGCAAGCGAGAGGCUUUCCUGGAGCAGUUCCGCAAGGAGGACAUCUUCAAGGACAACUUCGAUGAGCUGGACAACUCGCGGGAGAUCGUGCAGCAGCUGAUCGAUGAGUACCACGCAGCCACGCGCCCUGACUACAUCUCCUGGGGCACACAGGAGCAGUGACAUGGGGACAAGAGGUCUCACGGCCACUGCCACGUGCUGCAGGGCACGGCUCUGCUGCACCCACAUUGAGCACCACUCAGGCCUCCCAUAGAGCUGCCAGUGGGUGCGCACACACAGACACACACAGACACACACACACACACAUACACACACGUGUGCUCCUCAGCAGUGAGCAGCACUGCCCCUGCAGGCCCUGGGCAGAGGACAGCCUCCACCACACUGCAUGCCCUGGCCCAGGGUGGGACUGGGGCAGCUGCUUGCUACUCUGAGGGAUCCUCUUGCCCUGGGAGCAUGUGUGCGCUUGGAGGAGGGCGAGGGGAGAACCGGGGGCCUGGAGUAGGCCUGGCCUGAAGGUUGGGCCCUGUGGCUGGGGGCUGUGUGUGGCUGAGCCAGUCCUUGCCCUGGGCAGAGUCUUUCCUCCUUUGCCAGAUCAGGCCUGGGCCACAGGCAGCAUCUAUAUUUUUGUAGGUUAUUUUGCUUUAAUAAAGGCUGUUCCUGCACUGA
Gallus gallus (chicken) is the source of this 2013-nucleotide messenger RNA. RefSeq names its product tubulin gamma 1 (gene TUBG1). Gene Ontology annotation, biological process: microtubule nucleation; meiotic spindle organization; mitotic cell cycle. Lineage: Eukaryota; Metazoa; Chordata; Aves; Galliformes; Phasianidae. The transcript is spliced from 12 exons. The coding region runs from base 106 to 1509 and encodes 467 amino acids. Gene Ontology annotation, molecular function: structural constituent of cytoskeleton; GTP binding. Gene Ontology annotation, cellular component: spindle; microtubule; cytoplasm. The record is from RefSeq and is a predicted model, not a curated record.